Molecule: messenger RNA, 984 nt
Organism: Peromyscus eremicus (cactus mouse)
Lineage: Eukaryota; Metazoa; Chordata; Mammalia; Rodentia; Cricetidae
Product: probable serine/threonine-protein kinase DDB_G0281745
Exons: 8
Coding region: 1-648 (215 amino acids)
Biological process (GO): positive regulation of transcription by RNA polymerase II; animal organ morphogenesis
Cellular component (GO): PR-DUB complex
Molecular function (GO): peroxisome proliferator activated receptor binding; chromatin binding
Source: RefSeq, a predicted model, not a curated record
AUGCAUUGCUGCCUUAUUCAGAGGCAACCUCGGAACACCGAAGGGUCCGGUCGCAGCCCCCGGGAGAACCGGCAGCCAGCCGCGCCACCAACCCCCUCGCGCCGGCGCCCCGCUCUCCUCGGGGCUCGCCAACGGCACCCUAACCGCCGCCCUCUGCGCGCACUUUCGAGCCCCUCAGCCCGGUCGCGGGGCCAACUGACCUCCCUUCCCCGGAGACCGGCAGCCGGCGAGGAAACCAACUCCUGCCGGCCUUCCCCUCCGCGCCCCGCUCCUUACCGUCUUGGCGGCCUCCGCCCAGUAUCAUCUAGACUGUCACAGCCAUCCUCUCCCCAGUCAGGCUGCCCAUCACCUACCAUUCCAGCAAGUAAAGUCAUUUCUCCAUCACAGAAGCACAGCAAAAAGGCAUUGAAGCAGGCCCUGAAGCAACAACAGCAGCAGCAGCAGCAGCAGCAGCAGCAGCAGCAGCAGCAAUGCAGGCCAAGCAUGUCCAUCUCCAAUCAACAGCUCUCUAUCAAGACUGUCAAAGCAGCUGGGGACCCUCUCCCUGCCAAACCUGACUUCCAAGCAACAAAACAGAUCUCUAAAACAGAUCCGGAAACUCAGAGUUUCAUGGUUGGAAGAAACAGAGAUGAACGUCAGUGUAGCUGAUCUGACACGUAUUUCAGGACUUCCUACCGACUGGACCCAGGAAUAUGUAUUCUGGUCAAUAGAAAAGAGUCUUCGACAGAUCUUCCAACAUCUGGAUAAUGUAAGACAGAAAUUGAGAAAGCGAUAGAAGAUAGAAUAUUUUCACAGAAGAGAAUUUCGCUGCAGCAUCGGACAUCCUUCCAGGCCACUUUCCUUUUCUCUCGAGGAUAAAACCCCUGCCUCUCAAUAUAUAUAAAAAAUAUAUAUUUUCCAUAACACCGGCAUGCCUAUCCACUGGCAGGGCUGAACUCAGCACUUUCGCCAAAAACUCUGUAAUAAAACUACUAUUUUCCUUUA